Messenger RNA from Punica granatum (pomegranate), 2047 nucleotides. Lineage: Eukaryota; Viridiplantae; Streptophyta; Magnoliopsida; Myrtales; Lythraceae. The record is from RefSeq and is a predicted model, not a curated record.
CCCGCCACGUCAACAUGGCUAGCUUAGCUCAGACAGACAUGGGGAUGGGACUGGACUGGACUGUGACUGCAAUGGAGAUAUUUUCUGCCUUUCAAUUCAGCAAUGGCAAAUGUAAUCAAUGCCUUGCCUGCUCUGCUCCGCUCCGCUCCUCUGUUGUUACGUUUCCGUACAAGGCAAUGAAAUCCCGCUUCUGCCCCGUCUAGGUGAGGAGGAGGAGGAGGAGGGGGAGAGACAUUACUAUAUUAGCAAGAACAACCAGAGAGAGAGCAGACACUACAUGAACCCAAGGAAACAGGGCAUUGGUGGUACGAGGUGAGUACGAGGUCAUUGUUUGAGAGAUGGGUAUGUACGAGCGUAUCAGGACGGAGGAGGAGGGUGGGGCCGGUGAUAGGUGGAGUGCCGGUGGUGAUGGAGUUGGGAAUGGCCAUGACGUCGAGAUGGGCACUGCCAAGGCUCCGACCCCGAGAUCGCCCACCUCAGGCGUCGCCGGCCGGAGCUCCGAGUGGAGCUGCUCGACGCCGGACCAGCGGCAGCGGAACGCCCGGCGUCUUGUUUCCCUCGACGUCUUCCGGGGUCUCUCUGUUGCGCUUAUGAUCCUUGUGGAUGAUGCUGGUGGCAUCUUUCCGGCUAUCAACCAUUCGCCGUGGAAUGGUGUGACCCUUGCAGAUUUCGUCAUGCCAUUUUUCCUAUUUAUUGUCGGGGUAUCCCUAGGACUUGCAUACAAGAAUUUGGAAAGCAGAGCUCCAGCUACUAGAAAAGCAUUGUUUCGGGCACUUAAGCUGUUUCUUUUAGGUCUUUUUCUUCAAGGUGGUUAUUUCCACUCUCUCGGUAAUCUAACAUUUGGAGUUGAUGUCAGGCGAAUUAGAAUAAUGGGAAUACUACAGAGAAUUGCAAUAGCUUAUCUAGUUGCAGCACUGUGUGAGAUUUGGCCUAAGAGAGAUGAGAUGGUGAAGUCCAAAUCAUCCGAACUGAGGAAAUAUUGGUUUCAGUGGGCUGUGGCUGCUGUCCUUUCUGUCAUAUAUGUUUCAUUACUGUAUGGCUUAGCUGUUAAUGAUUGGGAGUAUCAACUUCCACUUGAAACCUCCUCUCCUCCGCAGAUAUUUUCAGUGAAAUGUGGCAUUCGGGGUGACACUGGACCGGCUUGUAAUGCUGUUGGGAUGAUUGAUCGGAAGCUAUUGGGUUUUCAGCAUUUGUAUAGACGACCGAUAUAUGCUCGAAUGAAGGAAUGCAGUGUAAAUUCCCCUGAUUACGGUCCAUUGCCUCCGAAUGCUCCUACAUGGUGUCAAGCCCCUUUCGAUCCUGAAGGACUUCUAAGCUCAGUGAUGGCAGUGGUUACUUGCUUUGUUGGUCUUCACUUUGGACACGUAAUCGUCCAUGUUAAGGAUCACAGGGAUCGAGUUUCCCACUGGGGGGUGGCGUCUUCUUGUCUUGUAGCUGUCGGCCUUGCUAUGGACUUCUUCGGGAUGCCCGUGAACAAAGCUCUUUACACGUUCAGUUACAUGUGUGUAACUGCUGGCGCUGCUGGAAUACUCUUCACGACAAUUUACCUGAUGGUUGAUGUGAUCGGAGUCAGGCGCGCCACCACGAUACUAGAGUGGAUGGGGAAGCAUGCUUUGACAAUCUAUGUCCUUGCAGCCUCUAAUCUCUUACCGAUAAUCCUUCAAGGAUUCUAUUGGGAUAAUCCUCGGAACAACGUUGUAUGUUUUAAUUGACCUUCCCUGUUUUCCCCUUUCCCUCCAUUUCGAGUUGAGUCUGAUUGGAGUUGGAAUCGGUUGAAGGAUUAGACGAACAGCUCAGUUAUAGUGUAUGCCAUCGGAUAUUGUUCCUUCAGAUAUUUUACAGAGCUACUAACCGAUUGCAGCAGCUCAUGAAGGCUUAAAUUGUGGCUGCACUUAUACAAAGGCACCAUCGUGCUUUGUUCUUCUAAUGCUGGACGAUUGGCAAAACUAUUGAGCAAGUAAUAUUUAAAUUAAAAAUCUUUAUUCGAGAACAACUUUGUUCGGAUAAAAAAAAGGGGUCAAGUAUUUUGCUCUUUUAUGGUGGAAAA